UGUCUAUGGUCGUCUGCUAGGUGCUAGGGCGACGCGUCAGUUGCUUUGACGAAAAAAGACCUUCAGAUCAUAUUCUCAAGGACGUUUUGUUUAUCGUUGAGGUAAGGACUAAGGCGAACAAAUCUUUCACUGGACACUGAAAUCGGUUACAAGAUUAAAGCCUUCUUUCAUAAAAACACGAUUGAUAAAAGACUGCAAUCAGCAUGGCUACUGCAUCAAGCCCCCCGAAGAGCAUGGAAAACGGCCCUGCCAACAGAGAGUUCAAACCUCUAGUUCUGGACCUGAAUGCUACUGCAUCACAUGCCAAUUCCUCAGAGAAGAGCCCCACUAAGAUAGCCCCCUUCUCUCCGACGCGCCACAUCCAGCCCUUCCCCAAGCACAAGCCAAGCAACAUGGACAAGACCUACGAGGAGCUGGCCAAGAAGGUCUUCCGCAACAGCCGCUAUGACGAGUCUCGCUGCCCUAACUAUGAGUUCCCCGAUGAGAUCCCCAUUGAGAGUGAACAGGAGAAGAAGAAGGGAGUGGAGAAGCAGAUUAGUUAUGCCAGUGCUAAAAAGCACCAUCACCACGGCGAUAAAUUAGCUCAUUUGAACCAUCUCCAUGACAACACCGCUUUGAGAACCAACGAAGCUAGCGAGACUAGGUCCCGGACCAUGGAUUACGAUUCCUGUCCACUGCCGCAGGAGGACGAAGCCUCCCUUACAGACUCGCUGAAAAACGACUUAGACAGUGGAGAUGAUGCAUCAGCUGUCUUUGAUCUGGAAUUCCAACGAGUGUCCAUCAGUGGAGACGACAAAAGUGGGGUGCCACCCCAGGACCUCUACGAUGCCUCUAGGUCCCUGAUUGAUGCCCUUGUGGUCCGGGAGAAGUACAUGAAGAUGGCAUUGCAGUCCUUCCCACGCAAGGCCGCGUCAUACUUGCGUAAGAUUGACGGAAAGCCCAUGGACAACGGGGACUCCAUCAGCCCAGUGCAUGAUGCGCAGAGUGCAUCCACAGCAGAGGCUGAUGAAAAGGCUGGAAGUGCAUCCACUGCAGAGGCUGAUGAUGAGGGAGAUGACAACCACCCUAUCCAUCCGCCAACCAUGGUGGGUGACCCUUUUGCCUGCGAGCUGCCAGAUCCCAUCCAGUGCGAGUUUCAAAUGAAGGGUGGCAUCAUACAAGUCUACGAGAAUCAAGAAGACGUGGAGAAGAGCAAGCCGAUUGACCUGCCUUAUGUGGACAAGACAACGUUCCUGGCUGACUCCAACAAGCUGAUGGCACUCAUUGCAAAUGGCCCGAUAAAAUCGUUUUCGUACCGGCGGCUGUCAUACCUAUCCUCCCGGUUCCACCUGCACAGUCUGCUGAAUGAGAUGAAGGAAUUGGCUGCUCAGAAAUCUGUGCCUCACCGAGACUUCUACAACAUCCGAAAGGUGGAUACCCACAUCCACUGCUCAUCUGGAAUGAACCAAAAGCAUCUUCUCCGCUUCAUCAAGAAAAAGAUGAAAACCGAAGUAGACAGGCCUGUCUGCAAGAAUAAAGACGGUUCCACACUGACACUAAAACAGGUGUUUGAUAGCCUGAACUUGACAGCCUAUGACAUUAAUGUCGACACCCUGGAUGUACAUGCUGAUCGUAACACCUUUCAUCGCUUUGACAAGUUCAACUCCAAGUACAACCCCAUCGGGGAGAGUAAAGUCCGGGAGAUCUUCAUGAAGACUGACAAUCACAUCGAAGGUCUCUUCUUUGCACAGCUCGUCAAGGAGAUGUGUAACGAUUUGGAGGAGAGCAAGUAUCAGAAUGCCGAGUAUCGGUUAUCCAUCUACGGACGCAGUAAAUCAGAAUGGGACAAGCUUGCUAAAUGGGCUGUCGACAACCAGGUCUACUCAGACAACGUCAGAUGGCUGAUACAGAUUCCCAGGCUAUAUGAUAUCUACAAAUCCAACAAGAUGGUGGCCAACUUUGCUGAGAUUCUGGACAACAUCUUCAUGCCGCUGUUUGAGGCAACGAGGGACCCAAACUCGCACCCGGAGAUGCACAAGUUCCUCCAAUAUGUGUCUGGCUUCGACAGUGUGGAUGAUGAAUCCAAACCAGAGGAUCUGAUCUUCACCAGGGACAGUCCUGACCCUGAACAGUGGACGUCUCCCGACAAUCCCCCCUAUGCCUACUGGCUGUACUACAUGUAUGUCAAUCUGGUGGUGCUCAACCAUUUCAGAAGGGAACGUGGGUUUAACACCUUUGUCUUGAGACCUCACUGUGGAGAGGCAGGCCCUGUUCAUCAUCUUGUCACUGCCUUCAUGUUGGCCGAGAACAUCUCCCAUGGAUUGCUAUUAAGAAAGACACCAGUAUUACAGUACCUGUACUAUCUCUCCCAAAUCGGCAUCGCAAUGUCUCCGCUGUCCAAUAACUCCUUAUUCUUGAACUACCAUCGCAAUCCUCUACCAGAGUUCCAUGCUAGGGGACUGUGUGUGUCGCUGUCCACCGAUGACCCAAUGCAGUUCCACUUCACCAAGGAGCCGUUGAUGGAGGAGUACAGCAUUGCUGCCCAGGUCUGGAAGCUGACAACUUGCGACAUGAGUGAGCUUGCAAGAAACAGUGUCGUCAUGAGUGGCUUUCCAGAAGAGUUCAAGGACCAUUGGCUGGGGCCCAACUGGCGCAAGGAAGGCCCUCCAGGCAACGACAUCACCCGCACCAACAUUCCAGACAUUCGCGUCGCCUUCAGGGACGAGACGCUCACCGAAGAGUUGACCACCAUCUGCCGAUCUGUGAAGGAGAUGGCACAUCGGAAGAGCGUCAUCACUGCACCCAAGUUCUGAAAUGGGACCAAGUUGGAAGUUUGAGUUCGGAGAGUGGCAUAAAUCUGUGUUGGCGAGUGGUGGGAUGGGGGAUUACCAUAAUGGUAAAAUCCUAAAAUUGCCUGGUUUUAGGUGCUACGGUGACGAAAGGGCUUAGCUUAAUGGACAAACAGAUCUGUAAAGCUUGAAACACGGAGAAGCGC
This is a messenger RNA of Patiria miniata (bat star), 2974 nucleotides long. RefSeq names its product AMP deaminase 2-like (gene ampd2). Gene Ontology annotation, biological process: IMP salvage; AMP metabolic process. Gene Ontology annotation, molecular function: AMP deaminase activity. The coding region runs from base 204 to 2792 and encodes 862 amino acids. The transcript has 20 exons. Gene Ontology annotation, cellular component: cytosol. Lineage: Eukaryota; Metazoa; Echinodermata; Asteroidea; Valvatida; Asterinidae. The record is from RefSeq and is a predicted model, not a curated record.